AUGAGUCCCCCAUCUGCAAUCAGUGCUGUGAGAAUUCAAUCAGCAGACAGCAUUGUGGUUUUUAGGAAAGCACUGCUGACUGAAAUAAUGGUGCCUGGUAGUACAUCGCAGUUCUCCGUAAAAAGUGCUAUAGAACGGUUGUUAACUUGGGCAAGUUCCAAAAUCAGCAAGCCUCCUCCUGAAGAUAAAGUUGCUCAGAAAAACAAGGACAUUUUCAACAUUGUCAUGACUCCUGAUCGCAUUCCCAAAUUUUUCAUCCCUUCUCUGGACAUAGAGCAUAUUUCCUUCCAAGAGGAGCCGGAGGAAGACACUGUAGAGACUUCUCCUGAGAGAGGGUUUUCUGACAAAGUUACUUAUAAGCGCAGAACAAUGAGAAGCAAAUCUGAAUCCUACAUCAGGAAAGAUGCAUUGUGCAAAAGAGAGAGUCUGGACAGAAGAGGAACCCUGUCCUUUACAGACCGAAUGAUUUUACCUGGAGACCUGGAGAGAGCUGCACAUCACUCUGACCCAGCAACAAGAGCUGCUCUCUCUUUACCUCACCUCUCCAAAAUCACUACUCCCUACGGGUUUGUCACACUGGGUGAGAGUCCUAAUACCAGGAGAAAAGAGUCUCUCUUUUUUCAGCAUGACUCUGAAGAGCUUAAAAUCCUCUUGUCCCAAAGGAAGAAGACCACCUCUUUUGUAAGAAGCUCAUCCAACCCUUUCAGUGAACUUCAACAGACCAUGGAGUGCAUAAAACCUUCAGUCACCCCUUUUAAGACCAAGCGGGCUGUUUCGUGGGAGGCAGUCUGCAACAGCCAGCUUUCUCCUUUGCACUGCAAAUCAGACUCUGAAACAUACCCUGUGAAAUGCGAGAAGAAGAGGUUUCAGAUGACAAUGAAGAGACCCCUGGCCAGCAUCAAGAGGAUUCGAUCUGGCAGUGGGGUUAACUGGCUACGCUAAUGACACGCAGAGCAGUCCCAGCUCUCAGGUCCUAUGAAAAUUUAAAAGAGACAGUCUUCCACAGUAGUGUGCAAACAUGACUGUGUUGCACACAUUCAUCGUUGCAAGCUCCCGGUAAAGGCCAGAACAACAACCAGAAAGAACUUGCUUACACUUGGCAGGUUGAAUGCAUCUCCUGUUUCCUAAAGUCAUACUCAAGCAUCUUUGCAUCUUUUAAAAUGCAAACAAAGACAGGACUAACUGAAAUAGGUCAUUUUCCAAAGGGAAUGCUGUCUAUUGUGGUCAUGCCUGUAUAAUCUGUGAGAAGGAAGGAAAUUACUACAUCAAAAGCAAACUACAAAGACAGAAAAUACCUGCUUUUAGAGUAGUUGGUUUCAGACUAAUAGCAAACUUGAAAAGAAGAAACAUGCUAGCUAGUCAGGUAAAAGUUGUUUUUCUUUUUUUCUCAUAUUAGAGUGUAAGUGAAAACUAAUUAAGAGUUAAUAUGUCCCAGGCUGUUUACAGCAGGUAGUUGCAGUCAUUCAUAACUUCUGGCAGGAAUGUGCUGGCUGAGAGGGAAAGCCAGGUGUCUGCCUUACUGAUGACAGUGAACAGCAAGCUGCUCCCUAUUUUUAACAGAUAUGUUUAUUUUAUGAACUCUUGUAGUUAGCCAUUCAACACAGCUAGAAUUAGAGGGAAACUGAUGUGAUUUGUUUACCUUGUUACCAGUGUCAAAGUAUAACAACAUUCUAUUUAUAACCUGUCAUUGUUCCAGUUAUAACUAAACCAAAUAAAAUCUCUUUUGCUUUAA
Messenger RNA from Athene cunicularia (burrowing owl), 1732 nucleotides. RefSeq lists its product as uncharacterized. The record is from RefSeq and is a predicted model, not a curated record. NCBI's taxonomy places the organism in Eukaryota, Metazoa, Chordata, Aves, Strigiformes, Strigidae. The transcript has a single exon. The coding region runs from base 1 to 942 and encodes 313 amino acids.